AUGGCUUCGUCCCUGCUGCUGUCAGCUGCCCUGCUGCUUCCCGCAGUCCGCGGCCAGUUCUCAUAUGUUCAGCCCUUGAACACCACCAUCCUCGGCCAGUACGGCCAUGUGGAGCCCCACUACCCUUCACCAAAUGCCACUGGUAUUGGUGGUUGGGAGGAUGCUCUGGCCAAGGCUAAGGCCUUCACAGCCGAGCUCACCAUCGAGGAGAAGGCCAACAUGGUGACCGGCACCCCCGGACCUUGUGUCGGCAACAUUAUUGGCAUCCCUCGUCUGGGCUUCCCUGGUCUCUGCCUUCAGGACGGCCCUCUGGCCAUCCGUGUAGCAGACUACGCCAGUGUCUUCUCUGCUGGUGUUUCUGUUGCUGCUUCUUGGGACAAGGACAUCCUCUACGAGCGAGGGUAUGCCAUGGGAGAGGAGUUCAGGGCCAAGGGUUCCCACGUCUUCCUUGGACCUGUCGCCUCCCCUAUGGGACGAUCUGCUUACUCCGGACGUAACUGGGAAGGCUUCUCGCCUGAUGCCUACUUCACCGGUGUUGCGAUGGAGAAGACCAUUCUGGCCGUGCAAGAGACUGGUGUGCAGGCCUGUGCCAAGCACUUCAUCGCCAACGAGCAGGAGACCCAGCGUAACCCCACCUGGAACGAGAACGGAACUAUCACCGACGUCCUCCAGGAGGCCCUCUCAUCCAACCUCGACGACCGCACUCUCCACGAGCAGUACCUCUGGCCCUUUGCCAACGCAGUCAAGGCCAAGGUCGCCUCCAUGAUGUGCGCGUACCAGCGUAUCAACGGCACCUACGCCUGCCAGCACUCCAAGCUGCAGAACGGCGUCCUCAAGGGCGAGCUCGGUUUCCAGGGUUACAUCAUGUCCGACUGGGGUGCGACCCACUCUGGUGUUUCUAGCAUUGAGGGCGGUCUGGACAUGAACAUGCCCGGUGACCUCGGCAACUACGGCGCCACUUGGGGCAGCGGCAGCUACUACGGAGCCAAUGUCACCGCCGCCGCCAACAACGGCACGGUUGACGUCUCCCGUAUCGAUGACAUGAUCAUCCGCAUCAUGACUCCUUACUACCUCUUCGGCCAAGACUCCGCCGACUUCCCCACUGUCGACCCCUCCGGUGGCUACCUCAACACCUUCUCCCCAAUGUCGAGCUGGAGGGAGGAGUUCAACCUGACCGGCCCGUCCGGCCGUGACGUCCGUGGCAACCACAGCGCCCUCAUCCGCAAGCACGGUGCCGCUGGUACCGUCCUCCUGAAGAACGAGGGCGCUCUGCCCCUCAAGGCACCCAAGAACAUCGUGGUCUUCGGUAACGACGCUGGUGACGUGACCAACGGCCUCUACGGUGACAACACCGAGGAAUACGGCACUCUCUUCGCUGGUGGCGGCUCCGGAACCGGCCGUGCCACCUACAUCGUCAGCCCUCUCGAGGCCAUCAAGGCCCGCGCAGCUCAAGACGGCGCCCUUGUGCAGUAUGUCCUGAACAACACCUUCGUCAUCGACAACCUUGGUAGCCAGGGCGAGUCUGGCGCCCUUGGUGGAGUGCUCCUGAUCCCUGAGGUCGCCGACGUGUGCCUCGUCCUCGUCAAGACCUGGGCUGAGGAGGGCGCCGACCGCACGACCUUCGCCCUGGACUACAAGGGCGCUGAGCUCGUCAACGCGGUUGCCAGCAAGUGCAACAACACUGUCGUCGUCAGCCACUCGUCGGGAAUCAACAUGCUCCCCUUCGCGGACCACCCCAACGUCACCGCCAUCCUGGCUGCACACUACCCCGGCCAGGAGACUGGUAACUCGCUCGUCGACAUCCUCUACGGUGACGUCAACCCCUCUGGUCAUCUUCCCUACACCAUCGCCUUCAACGAGACCGACUACAAUGCGCCCGUCACAACCUCCGUCCAGACCGACGGCCCCGACGACUGGCAGUCAUACUUCGACGAGAAGCUCGAGAUCGACUACAAGUACUUUGAUGCCCACAACAUCAGUGUCCGCUACGAGUUCGGCUUCGGUCUGAGCUACACCACCUUCGACCUGGCCGACAUCGCCGCCGAGCCCGCCGCCGAGGGCGUCACCUCGCGCCCCGAGGAGAACGAGAUCCAGCCCGGCGGCAACCCCGCCCUCUGGGAGACCGUCUACAACGUCACCGUCGCCGUCAGCAACACGGGCGACCUCGACGGCGCCGCCGUGCCCCAGCUGUACGUCUCCUUCCCCUCGGGCAACGCCGCCCUGGCCGGCACCCCGCCCAGGCAGCUGCGCGGCUUCGAGAAGGUCGCCCUGGCCACCGGCGAGACCAAGACCGUCGGCUUCGAGCUCAUGAGGAGGGACCUGAGCUACUGGGACGUCGUCAGCCAGGAGUGGCUCAUCCCCGAGGGAGAGUUCACCCUCAGCGUCGGCUUCAGCAGCCGGGACCUCAGGGUCACUGCCAACAUCACGCCUAUCUCGGCUUAA
Molecule: messenger RNA, 2442 nt
Organism: Diaporthe citri
Lineage: Eukaryota; Fungi; Ascomycota; Sordariomycetes; Diaporthales; Diaporthaceae
Exons: 3
Coding region: 1-2442 (813 amino acids)
Biological process (GO): glucan catabolic process
Molecular function (GO): beta-glucosidase activity
Source: RefSeq, a predicted model, not a curated record